AUAAAAGAGUAAAGAUAAAAAUAAAUAAAAUGAAGUGUCCGUACUGUUCAUCGGCGCAAGGACGGUGCGCCACCACGAGCUCCGGCAUAUCGAUAACGGAAUGCACCUCCUGCGGCCGCGUAAUCGAAGAACGCCAAACGCAAAACCACCACCUCUUCCAUCUCCGCGCGCAAGACACUCCUCUCCCCCUCGUCACCGCCGAUCUCCAACCCCCCGCCGCGCAACCGUCCCAAGCCAACGAGGAAGAUCCGUUCGAGCCCACCGGAUUCAUCACGGCCUUCUCCACCUGGUCACUCGAACCGAACCCGAUCUUCGCUCGCUCAUCCCUCUCCUUCUCCGGCCACCUCGCGGAACUCGAACGAACCCUGGAGCUCGCUUCUUCCGGAUCGAAUUCGUCGUCGACGGUUGUGGUGGAUAACCUUAGGGCUUAUAUGCAGAUCGUCGACGUGGCGUCGAUUUUGGGAUUGGAUUGCGAUAUCUCUGAGCAUGCGUUCCAGUUGUUUAGGGAUUGCUGCUCGGCUACUUGCUUGAGGAACAGAAGCGUUGAGGCGUUGGCUACUGCUUGUCUUGUUCAAGCUAUUAGAGAAGCUCAAGAGCCUCGAACACUUCAGGAAAUCUCCAUUGCAGCCAAUGUACAGCAGAAGGAGAUUGGCAAGUACAUCAAGAUUUUAGGAGAAGCUCUACAACUAAGCCAACCCAUCAACAGCAACUCUAUAUCGGUUCAUAUGCCAAGGUUCUGCACCCUCCUUCAACUUAACAAAUCUGCCCAGGAACUGGCAACACAUAUCGGAGAAGUGGUCAUCAACAAAUGCUUCUGCACCCGUAGAAACCCCAUCAGCAUAUCCGCAGCUGCUAUCUACCUAGCAUGUCAGCUUGAAGACAAACGAAAGACGCAAGCAGAGAUUUGCAAAAUAACCGGAUUAACCGAGGUAACCCUUCGCAAAGUCUAUAAGGAACUUCUUGAGAACUGGGACGACCUUCUCCCAUCUAACUACACACCAGCCGUCCCACCAGAGAAAGCGUUCCCCACAACCACAAUCUCUACAACCCGUUCAACAACUCCUAGAGCCGUAGAUCCACCUGAACCGAGUUUAGCGGACAGAGACAAGCCAUCGGUUAAACCCAUUGAAACUUCUGAUCAUGCUCACCAACAACAAGAACAACCCAAAGGCAAAGAAGAUAAGCAUCCGAAAUUCAGACAGCCUUGGCUGUUUGGAACCGCCAGUGUGAUGAACCCAGGGGAGAUGAUAAGCGAGCCGGCGAAAUCACCUAAUGCUCUGGACUUUGAUAAGCAGCAGCUCAGUGAUAAGGAGACACUGCCUACAUAUCUCAGACAACAUAACCAGUUCUCUUCAAGUUCAUCUCCAUCUUCAAGUAUCAGCACAAUCAACUGGUCGUUCAGACCUUCUGGUGGCAACGGGUCCUCAAGCAACUUGCCUGUUGUUCAUCCGCCCAAGCUGCCUCCGGGUUAUGCUGAGAUCAGAGGUAGUGGAUCUCAAUCAGGAAACAAGAAUGCUAAUAACCCCCAUGGAGAUUAGUCAUCAGUGUGAUGAUGGUGACACUCUUCACUUGGAUUUGAAGUUAUUACAUAAACCAAUGCACGAACUCUUGUCUUUGUUCGUAUGCAUCUUGGCUGUACAAUUUCAUAGUCGUUGCUCUCUGGUCUUGUAAACAAUCAGUGGCACACUGGCACUGCAUGAGGAAGAGUACAAGUACAAAGUUAUGCUGCAUAAACCUUUUGUGUCUGAUGGAUUGGGUUUUAGUAGUAGCUGCAGCGAUUUAGUAGUGGGCUUUGUAAUAGCCCAAUCACCUUCGUGGCCUGUUAUAUGUUUUUGACUUAUUUUUUCUGGUAGGCAAAUUUGGAAAAUAAAUAAAAUAAAAAUAUAGAAGAGUCGUGAAGGAAAUUGCAAGGAAUAUUCCCUUUUCAAAUAAAGAAAACGUGUUGCAAGGAAUUGGUAAAACGCCAACCACCCAUAUUUGCUGUCCACUUUCCUUUAAAAUUAUUUUUUCUUUCGUGUAAAGCAUCCACCGUUGAUCUUAUAUGUAACUAUAUGAUCUUGUCCGUUGAUUAGCUCUAGCUCCGUGUAUAAAGAUAACGCAUUGAUCUCUUUGGUUACCAUACCCGCUUUUUCCUUAUUAUUCUUUUCAACUUAUUUUUUUUGUGUUCAUCGUUAUCUCUAGAUCUUUUUGCUAUGUCAACGUAUUGGAGUCUUUCCGAUUCAGAUCGUCGGAGUUUCAGCUCUCGAUCCACCGAUCGAUCACGUAUCGGCACGGAUCUAGCUGCUCUGAUUUGAUCCAUGGCGUAAGACGGAUCUUAGCUGCUGAGAUCUCCGAGGAUCGGUUGAAUAGCUGAUCUGAUGUUGGAUCGUGAUUCAUGAUCUCGGCUUUGAGGUUCGUCGUCAGAUCUGUGAUUUGCGUUGCGGAUUGAUGAGAUGAUGAUGAAUCCGUCAACUCUCUCGAUUCUGGAGAGGAGCGAUUGAAGAAGAGGGAAGAGCCAAAGGAGGAAGGAAGAUAUGUGAAAUGAUAUGAGAUGAGUAUGAAGGAUGUAUGAGAUGUUUGUUAAGGACGAUAAAGCCCCGAUGAGUUGGCUUGAGUUCUGAUUAAGCAUCUUUGUCAUCCGACCUUUGCCAUGACAGGUGCGCUUGCAUGGCAGGUCACCAAAAAAAUUCCCUAAUAAAAAAAAAUAGUUUCGUGUUGUUGUGAGGGGAGUUCGCACGGGGAUAUUUUUUUAAGCCCGGGUUCUCUCCCUCACCUUGUGUCUCUUGCAUCUCGCUUGCUCUCACACUCACUCUGAUUCCUUUUUGAUCUUAAAUUCCACCAAAAUAUCUCGAUACAGACAUAUUUUGAAUGGAUCCAGAUCGCAGAUCUGGAGUCAAACGCGGCCUAAUCCAACAUAAUCCAUGGAGACCAAAAGGUACUUUUAAAUUUUAGUUUCAAUUCCCCGUUCAGCUAUUUAUUCGCAUUACAUAACUUAUCUGACCUCAAACCCGCUUUAAUCUUAUAUGCAAUGGAUCAUUACUAGUCAAAAUUGAAUUAUCAACAACCAUCAUAAAGUAUGAGCAAAUAUUAUAGUACUAACUAUUGAUGUUAAUUUGUACAACUUUUCAAUUUUUUUUUCUUUUAUAUUAGAUGUUCACCGUUUGCAAAAUUAGCACUAGUGACAUAAGAUACAUAUCCUCUAUAUCUAUGUGUUUUGGAGCGGUUUGUUUGUAACAACACUAUCAGAUACUACACUUUUGCAUCAUUUGUAAGCUUAUUGUAACUGUAUCUUGGAUAUUAUGGUGUUGCUAAUGGCUUGAAAGAUUUUGUGAUGUUCCCGGCUGUAUUGUUAUAUCAACAGAUGCUAUGGAUAAUUCUUCCCUCAAGACAAGUUUGUUUUUUAUGUUGAAUCUGUGAGGUAUCUUGAACAGGCAACUUGUUUUCUUCUGUUUGUACAAAUUAUCACAGUUAUAGGCUAUUUCUAAUGUUUUUAAGUCGAGACAGUACUUCAUUCUUGAUUUGAGAUUAACGAUGAUUUACUAUAGUUACAAUGUUUGCAAUCCAUGUUAUGUUACCGUAUAAUAAUUUUUAUACUGUAGUUACAGUUUUUAUUGA
Molecule: messenger RNA, 3594 nt
Organism: Brassica napus (rape)
Lineage: Eukaryota; Viridiplantae; Streptophyta; Magnoliopsida; Brassicales; Brassicaceae
Product: plant-specific TFIIB-related protein 1
Exons: 4
Coding region: 30-1538 (502 amino acids)
Biological process (GO): DNA-templated transcription initiation; transcription preinitiation complex assembly
Cellular component (GO): nucleus; transcription preinitiation complex
Molecular function (GO): TBP-class protein binding
Source: RefSeq, a predicted model, not a curated record